Nematolebias whitei (Rio pearlfish) is the source of this 626-nucleotide messenger RNA. RefSeq names its product glutathione-specific gamma-glutamylcyclotransferase 1-like. Gene Ontology annotation, biological process: glutathione catabolic process. The record is from RefSeq and is a predicted model, not a curated record. NCBI's taxonomy places the organism in Eukaryota, Metazoa, Chordata, Actinopteri, Cyprinodontiformes, Rivulidae. Gene Ontology annotation, molecular function: gamma-glutamylcyclotransferase activity; glutathione specific gamma-glutamylcyclotransferase activity. Bases 6 to 626 code for a protein of 206 amino acids. The transcript has 3 exons. Gene Ontology annotation, cellular component: cytoplasm.
CCAGAAUGAAGCUUCAGGACCUGAUCAGGGAAAAGAACAACAUUUGGAUAUUUGGAUAUGGCUCCUUAGUGUGGAAACCGGGGUUUGAUUAUAAAAGAAGCAAAGUUGGUCACAUUAAAGGAUACAAGAGAAGGUUCUGGCAUGGAGAUGAUUUCCAUCGAGGGGACAAGGAAAAGCCAGGCAGAGUUGUCACACUUGUAGCAGAUCAGGAGGCGUGCACGUGGGGUGUUGCCUACGAAGUGCCGGAGUCACAGGUCGAUCAGUCCCUUCAGUAUUUGAACAGGAGAGAGGUUUUGCUGGGAGGUUAUACCACAGAGAUGGUGGAGUUCAUCCCCAAAGAGAAGAGCCAGGAGCCCCUGCUGGCUCUGGUCUACAUUGCUACCUCUGACAACCCCAUCUAUCUCGGCCCGGCGUCAGAUAAGGAGAUCGCUGCCCAGAUCUCCAUCUGCAGCGGCAGCACGGGCCACAACACUGAAUACCUGCUCCGGCUCGCAGAGUUUAUGAGGCUCUACUGUCCUGAGGUGGAGGAUGAGCACCUUUUUUCCAUUGAGGCAGCUGUAAUAAAGAUUUUCCACAACUGUGGGGGGAUCAAACUCCAAGACCAAAAAUCCAUGGGAGCUUUCUAA